CCGCGCAGCGGCUCCUCAGGUACGCGGACAAGAUGGCGGCGGUAGCGGGGGACAGCGCUAUGGAGGUGGUGCCGGCGCUGGCCGAGGAGGCCGCAACCGAGGCCACGGGCCCCAGCUGCCUGGUCCAGCUGCCCGGCGAGGUGCUGGAGUACAUCUUGUGCAGCGGUUCCCUCACGGCGCUCGACAUCGGCCGCGUGUCCAGCACCUGCCGUCGCCUGCGAGAGGUGUGCCAGAGCAGCGGCCAGGUGUGGAAGGAGCAGUUCCGGGUGAGGUGGCCCUCCCUCAUGAAGCACUACAGUCCCACCGACUACGUCAAUUGGUUAGAGGAGUAUAAAGUUCGACAGAAAGCUGGGUUAGAAGCCCGGAAGAUUGUAGCCUCCUUCUCCAAACGGUUUUUUUCAGAGCACGUUCCUUGUAACGGCUUCAGUGACAUUGAAAACCUUGAGGGUCCAGAGAUCUUUUUUGAGGAUGAGCUGGUGUGCAUCCUAAACAUGGAAGGAAGGAAAGCUUUGACUUGGAAAUACUACGCAAAGAAAAUUCUUUACUAUCUGCGCCAGCAGAAAAUCCUCAACAACCUCAAGGCUUUCCUGCAGCAGCCAGAUGACUACGAGUCCUAUCUUGAAGGUGCCGUUUACAUCGACCAGUACUGCAACCCCCUCUCCGACAUCAGCCUCAGAGACAUCCAGGCCCAGAUCCACAGCAUCGUGGAGCUUGUGUGCAAAACCCUCCGUGGCAUCAACAGCCGCCAUCCCAGCCUGACCUUCAGGGCGGGCGAGUCCUCCAUGAUAAUGGAGAUAGAGCUCCAGAGCCAAGUGCUGGACGCCAUCAACUAUGUCCUGUACGACCAGCUGAAGUUCAAAGGCAACCGCAUGGACUACUACAACGCCCUGAACCUCUACAUGCACCAGGUGUUGACUCGCAGAACAGGGAUCCCCAUCAGCAUGUCUCUGCUCUACUUGACCAUCGCCCGGCAGCUGGGGGUGCCCCUGGAGCCUGUCAACUUCCCGAGCCACUUCCUGCUCAGGUGGUGCCAAGGCGCAGAAGGGGCAACCCUGGACAUCUUUGACUACAUCUACAUAGAUGCCUUUGGGAAGGGCAAGCAGCUGACGGUGAAGGAGUGUGAGUACCUGAUCGGCCAGCACGUGACGGCAGCACUCUACGGCGUGGUGAACGUGAAGAAGGUGCUGCAGCGCAUGGUGGGCAACCUGCUGAGCCUGGGCAAGAGGGAAGGCAUUGACCAGUCCUACCAGCUCCUCAGAGACUCCUUGGACCUGUAUCUGGCUAUGUACCCAGACCAGGUGCAGCUCCUGCUCCUGCAGGCCAGACUCUACUUCCACCUGGGCAUCUGGCCAGAGAAGUCUUUCUGUCUUGUCUUGAAGGUGCUUGACAUCCUCCAGCACAUCCAGACCCUCGACCCGGGGCAGCAUGGGGCGGUGGGCUACCUAGUGCAGCACACGCUCGAGCACAUUGAGCGCAAGAAGGAGGAGGUGGGCGUGGAGGUGAAGCUGCGCUCUGAGGAGAAGCACAGAGAUGUCUGCUACUCCAUCGGGCUCGUUAUGAAGCACAAGAGGUAUGGCUACAACUGUGUGAUAUAUGGCUGGGACCCCACCUGCAUGAUGGGGCACGAGUGGAUCCGAAACAUGAACGUGCACAGCCUGCCUCACGGCCACCAUCAGCCCUUCUACAAUGUGCUGGUGGAGGAUGGCUCCUGCAGAUAUGCAGCCCAAGAAAACCUGGAAUACAACGUGGAGCCUCAGGAAAUCUCACACCCAGAUGUGGGGCGCUACUUCUCAGAGUUCACAGGCACACACUACAUCCCAAAUGCAGAGCUGGAGAUCCGCUACCCUGAGGACCUGGAGUUUGUGUACGAGACAGUGCAGAACAUUUACAGUGCCAAGGAGGAUGCAGCCGAGUAGACUCAGGGGAUGCCGCAUCUUUGCUGCUGCUGCUACCUUCUGGGGGAG
Acomys russatus (golden spiny mouse) is the source of this 1964-nucleotide messenger RNA. RefSeq names its product F-box protein 21 (gene Fbxo21). The transcript has 12 exons. The coding region runs from base 33 to 1916 and encodes 627 amino acids. The record is from RefSeq and is a predicted model, not a curated record. Gene Ontology annotation, molecular function: protein binding; DNA binding. NCBI's taxonomy places the organism in Eukaryota, Metazoa, Chordata, Mammalia, Rodentia, Muridae.